Betta splendens (Siamese fighting fish) is the source of this 1432-nucleotide messenger RNA. It is a transcript of the gene gadd45gb.1, whose product is annotated as growth arrest and DNA-damage-inducible, gamma b, tandem duplicate 1. The coding region runs from base 167 to 631 and encodes 154 amino acids. The record is from RefSeq and is a predicted model, not a curated record. The transcript has 3 exons. Gene Ontology annotation, biological process: regulation of cell cycle. NCBI's taxonomy places the organism in Eukaryota, Metazoa, Chordata, Actinopteri, Anabantiformes, Osphronemidae. Gene Ontology annotation, cellular component: cytoplasm; nucleus.
GCCUCAGCCUAUCACAGCGCAGCGCUUUCACUGCCCCGCAGGAGCCGCAGCGCAUAAAAAGGGGACGACGCGCGCCUGGAAGCAAUCUGCUCCUUCUCGGAUUUACUCCACACGUCGAAUUCCCCAAAAACCUCUCCGUUUGCGGAAUAUCAACGCCGAUUUCAUCAUGACUCUUGAGGAAGUCCUGAUCCAGAAACCCGCCGAGCGCGCUCAGUGUGUCGGCACAGCCCUGGAGGAAGUCCUGGCGUCCGCUAAAGACAACGACUCCCUCACCGUGGGCGUCUACGAGUGCGCAAAAGUCAUGAAUCUCGAUCCAGACAGCGUGUCCUUCUGCGUCCUGGCCGUGGACGAGGAGUUCGAGUGUGACAUCGCGCUCCAGAUCCACUUCACCCUCAUCCAGUCCUUCUGCUUCGACAACGACAUCAGCAUCGUGAGAGUGAGCGACAUGCAGCGUCUGGCUGAGAUCGUUGGCGACAAGGCGGAGCAGCUGGAAGACGCUCACUGCGUCCUCAUCACGAACCCGGCGGAUGGGUCUUGGGAGGACCCUGCUCUGGAGAAGCUGCACCUGUUCUGUGAGGAGAGCCGUCGCGUGAACGACUGGGUUCCCGAGAUCAGCCUCAGCGCACGUUGAUCCGGGACUCGAGGCCUCUCUUGCGCAGAUGCUGCGAAGCUUCUUAUUUGGAACUACUCAUCCUUGUGAACAGGAUGAGCCCGUUUCUGCUCAUCCCUGGAUGCUCCUGAGGAGGUACCGGUCCAGGCAGCGCGGCGCCGGUCCGAGGAGGGCCCCCGCGAACCGUCGCCUCUCGUCGCGUCCGUGCCAAGAUGACGCUCAUUCUUUGUGUGAACGAGGUCAGGCACGAAGCGAGAGCGACACAUCGACCCUCAUUCUUUGUGUGGAUGAGGUUUGGAGAGGAAGGAGAAGCGCGUUCUGCGUCCUGUGGUCCCACAGAGCAAAUGUCGCACGUUGAAGCACGCGCAGCAGGAGACGAAGCGGUGCUGAGGAAGAGGCCUUGUUAAAAAGAGACUUUUUACAAGUGCCCUCUUUGCUGAGCAACAUGACAACAGUUGCAGUCAGCGGAAAUGUUUCCCACUUUCCAGAAUGGUCUUAAUUCUCUAAAGGUUUCACUUUAGAAAUUUAACGAUGACAAAAAUAUAGAAAAAAAAAACAUAAAAAAGGCUUUUCUAAAGGUUUCACUUUAGAAAAUGGCCAAACUAAGUUAAUGUUUAAGAAUAUUAAGAAAUUAUAAGAUGAAGUUAUAUAUUGUAAAAGUUUCACGAGCUACUGAAAAUAGAUUAAUGAUUUGACUGAAGAUGUUCAGAUCCUGUAAUUGUUUUCUGGGAUAAUGAUAGAAAUUAGUUAAAUUAUACAUUUGAAUAUUUUUACUAUUAAAAUUGUAAAUCCAAAAUGCUUAAUAAACGACAAAGCAUCAUA